AUACGUCAAACCUCAACGACAACGUGUUCAAGGUUUUGGGUUUUUGUUUUUCAUUGACACCGAGAGACUCACUCACCGUUCAUUCAUAAACCCCAGAAACCUCCUUAGCUUUCUCUCUCUCACUCACUCUCACUUUCAAGUCACUGUUCAGUCGACACCUAUGGCUCCCGAUGCUUCCGACGCUCUCGCAGUGAGGCAGAAAGUUCAGCAAUUUCUGAACGCUGCUCGCACCGGCAAUCUUGAUCUCCUCAAGAAUUUAGCGACUCAGUUGGACGAGUCCAAGGAUUUGGCCAAGACCGUGGACUCAAUUAAGGACGCAAACAAGCGAGGAGCCCUGCACUUCGCCGCCCGCGAAGGCCAGACCGAGGUUUGCAAGUACUUGCUUGAGGAAUUGAAGCUCCAUGUCGAUUCAAAAGAUGAUGAUGGGGAAACUGCUCUCAUUCAUGCUGCUCGUCAGGGGCACACUGCCACUGCUAAAUAUCUCAUUGACCGUGGUGCUAAUCCCACCAUAGCUAGCAAUUUAGGGGCUACGGCCUUGCACCAUUCUGCAGGGAUAGGGGAUACUGAGCUGCUCAAGCAUUUGCUUUCUACAGGAAUUAAUCCUGAUUUGGAAAGUGAUGCCGGAACGCCUUUGGUUUGGGCUGCCGGUCAUGGCCAACAAGCUGCCGUCAGUGUUCUACUAGAACAUGGUGCAAAUCCUAAUGCUGAAACCGAUGAUGGUAUUACCCCACUCCUUUCAUCUGUGGCAGCCAGCUCGCUGGCAUGCUUAGAGGAGUUAAUUCAGGCAGGUGCGAAAGUAAAUAUUAGUGCCGGUGGAGCAACUCCUUUACACAUUGCAGCUGAUAAUGGCAGUCUGGAAAUUAUAAAUUGCUUAUUGAAAGCUGGAGCUGAUCCUAAUGUGUCCGAUGAGGAUGGUGUUAAGCCAAUACAAGUUGCGGCUGCAAGGGGCAAUCGUGGAGCUGUUGAGAUAUUGUUCCCCUUGACAUCCAAGAUUGAUGCCGUUCCUAAUUGGACUGUUGAUGGGAUAAUCGAGUAUAUGCAGUCUGAAAUUAAGAAGCAACAGGAUGAAUCAACAACUAGCCGGCCGAAGGAUACUACUGUGUCUCAUCAGAAAAAUGUCCCUGAGGUGGCACCUGAAGCCAAAAAGAGAGCAGCAGAAGCAAAAGCAAGAGGGGAUGAGGCCUUUAAGAGGCAAGACUACAACAUGGCCAUAGAUUCUUAUACCCAAGCAAUUGAUCUGGACCCUAGUGAGGGUACUUUGCUAUCCAAUAGAAGUCUCUGUUGGAUUAAGUUGGGUCAAGCUGAGCAUGCUUUAGCCGAUGCAAAGGCGUGCAGAAUAUUAAGACCGGAUUGGCCGAAAGCCUGUUAUAGGGAAGGAGCAGCUUUGAGAAUUUUACAGAAGUUUGAUGAAGCUGCAAAUGCUUUUUAUGAGGGAGUAAAGCUUGAUCCUGAGAAUAAGGAGCUAGUAAAUGCAUUCAGGGAAGCUGUCGAAGCUGGGAGGAAGUUUCAUGGUAAAACAGCUCAGAAUAAUUCAUAAUAUGGUCUUUACCAAUGUCCUUGUUGAGGGAAGAGAGACCAACAUUGCAUAUAGAGCAGCAUUAUUCAUGUAAUACUAUUUGCUAUAAACAAAUAUUUAAGGGGAAAAAAUAGAGGUGGUGUUUUCCACUUGUAAUGAGUGUACUCUCGUACGGUUAGUUAGCCAUUAAUUUCACUUAUUUCUUGA
Arachis duranensis is the source of this 1723-nucleotide messenger RNA. RefSeq lists its product as uncharacterized. The record is from RefSeq and is a predicted model, not a curated record. Lineage: Eukaryota; Viridiplantae; Streptophyta; Magnoliopsida; Fabales; Fabaceae. The coding region runs from base 161 to 1537 and encodes 458 amino acids. Gene Ontology annotation, molecular function: protein binding. The transcript has 13 exons.